This is a messenger RNA of Xyrichtys novacula (pearly razorfish), 8952 nucleotides long. NCBI's taxonomy places the organism in Eukaryota, Metazoa, Chordata, Actinopteri, Labriformes, Labridae. The record is from the annotation of a GenBank genome assembly.
AUGGAGACAGCCAGUUUGUGUCAUCUCGGAGACGAGGCCGGGCUUCGCCAGGACAGCGCCUGUCACAACCGCCCAGCGUCCCUCGAGCAGCCGAGCUCGCAGUCAGAGCCGAUCGCGGGGCGGCGUGUCCGGCAGUCAGCUGCAGUCUGCGAGAACAGACAGGUGGAGGAGAGGAGGAGAGCAGACAGGUGGAGGAGAAGAGGGAGAUUAGAGUAGGUGGGGGUGCAGAGCAGGUAGACUCUUAUUGUUUACCAAAGGGAGUCAUUAAAAUACUCCUCCGUCUCUUUAUUGUUGUGAUUUGUUCGCUCGUAUUUGUUCAGAGGAGGGUUAGUCUCUAUUGUUCAUCAUGAGGCCUGACGCUCUGAUCACCUCCUCUCUCUGCUGUCCUGUCGAGGAGGAGACGCUCGCUCAGUGACAGCUCCUCCUGUUUUAUUAAUAAGCAGACAAACAGCUCGUCUAUAGGAUGGGCCAUUACCCUUUUUUGUGUUUCACACCUCUUUCUUCUUCUUCUUUUUACCCCGUCUUUGUGAGAGCAGAGGAAAACAAACUCUCCUGAUCGUAGCCUGAAUAAGAGAAGAAAAGGAGCUGACAGAUUUUUGGACAAAUAACUCCACAGUUUCUGUCGAAUGUAAGUGACGAUAUCUCUAAUAACUCCAAAACCAGAAGUGUGUGGGUCUUUUUCUUUCUGAGCAGGAUCUUUAAAAUCACCAUGUGUUUUUUCUUCUCUUAUAAAAAUUCACAUUUAUCAUUUAACUUUUAUUGGCAGUCAAACUGUCGAAGUUGUAUUCACUCGACUUCUUUUCUUCAUCACAGUGAUGCACAUUUGGAUGAUGAAGUCAAUGCAAAAGUCCAAAAAAGGUGUAAUUCCUGGAGUGCCCACUAGAGGCUGGCCUCAAAAGCCAAGGAUCCCACAUACACACCAAUUCAAAAAAAGGUAAAAAACUAAAUAAAUAAACAUAUUAGCAAACUGGUCCUUGUAACAGUUUCAGACUGAAUAGCUCUUUUGUCUCCUUGUGACAGGGUUAAAUUUUAUUCUGACUUAUUAGUUUUUACAGAAUCAUAGUUACAGGUUCUGACUUACGACUAAAUUCCACAGGAUACAGAACAGCUGCACUACACCCGGGAACAGCAGCCUGAUCAAAUACACAAGGAUUAAAAUCAACGUGCGUGAUUCCACACAGUCCUGCUCCGCUGCAGAUCGGCUCUGGCAGUUGGGAUCAGAUAAGCAAGGCUUUUAUUUUUGCCGGACGCCGCAGCACAACGCAUCAAUUCAGUGCAGCACAAGCGGCAGUGGAAGUUGAGUGCGGCUAAAAAUAUCUGGUUGAUUUUCAAAAUAAAAUAAAGUCAGUUUGGAUUCGGUGGGCGCUGUAUCCUUGCGUUUUUGAUCUGCCUGCCGCUCCGGAGUGUAGUGUAACAGAUCUGCAUGCGGUGGAAUCCUGACGUUAACCAACGUGUGCAGAUUGUAGGUGUUAAUGAGGAGACCAAAGUCCUGCCUAAACUUCACCUCUUUGACUCUUGAUGGGUUGAUCUAAGCUCAGGUUGUGUCUGUGUUUCAACAUGAGGAUGGCUGUUGACUGACUGACGUAACAGAGACUGGCAGCCUUCCUAAAACUGCAUCUCUGCCGUAUUGAGUGUGAUUGUGUGUGGUGUGAGAGUGGGCUGUUAACAUCCGGGAGACGACUUGCAACAAAAGGGAGCAGGGAGUUGAGACCACCUGGCAACCAGCUCCCCAGCAUGUGGUAAAAAAGCGGGGACUCUUCUGACUUGAGAGGGGUCACGAGUCUUUGGAUAGACUGACAGACUUGCUGAAAGGUUUUUCAGAGCGCUGCCUCCUCCUGUACUCAGUCUGGUCCUUCAGUUUGACCCAGAUGAGUGUUUUUAUGAAGGUUUUCUUUGUGUUGGAGGGAUUAUAUAAUGACCAAACAGAGGAGAUAAUGAUAUAUGAUUCACACAUGUCACCUGUGUUCCCCCCUGUUCCUGCCGUGUGCCUCUAAUCAAUGAGACCCCCCUCCCCUCCUCACUCAUCUUGUGGGCUGUUGCCCUACAUCAGCGCUCAGCCGCAUGUCUGCAGAACUUGCUCUAAACGCUCUGUAAGCACUUUAUCACAAACGCUUGUUCUUUUGGUCUUUUUCUGCUUUCUUGUUGUUUUGUUUUUCUUCUUCCCCCGUCUCCCUCCCUCCCUCUCUCCCUCCCUCCUUUUAAAAAUAAAAAAAGAAACCUGCAUCCUGACGCUCAUUAAAAGAGAAAAGAGGAGAAAAACAUCAAGAGAGUGAAGCGAGGCACUCUCAGCUCGCCUCUCUCCAACCUGCGGUCACGUUCAGCCGUCACGGCGCGGCUUUGUGCGCUUGUUAUCCGCAUCAGACCGCCUCUGUUUUCUAUCAGCCGCCACCGCACAUAAAGACGAUCAAUUAUGGAUCAAAUGAGAGCCUCUUUUUUAAUUCAGCGCCGUCUUUCCUUCAUGCAGGCAGAGGCCCUCCACGGCGCGCUCCGCUCCACAGUGGGAACAGUCGCAGGAGGGGAAUCCACAGGGUCACAUGAUGCCUACAGCUGACAGUGAGGUGUCCAGGGUCAAAGGUCAGAGACACGGUGAAAGUCCUGAUCAGUCCAGAUGUUUUCCUGCCUUCUUCAUGGUUUAUUUUCUGAUGUCUGGAAAAAUGCCGACCAGUCGUAACCGUCUCACAGUCUUCAUCAGGUCUUGGUGACAAACAAAGAUAAUUAAAAAUGAAAGAACAGCUGCAGAAUUAUUUUGGCCUUUAAGUGAAUUUUUACAUUUUCUAUUUUUUAUCUUUUAAUUGAAUUACUUUCUCUUCUUUUAUUUAUUUUUUAAUCCCUUUUCUUUCUCUUGGUAUUUAAUCCCUCGUUUAUAAAUUAUAGUUUCAACGUUUCCUCCGUACUCCUGUCUUUCCUUCUUGUUAACCGGUUCUCUUUCUUCUCUCUCAUCAUUUCUUUGUCUUCUUAUCUUUUCUUUUUCAUCUUUUUUUUUCCUCUGAACAUCUUCUGCUCCAUUUUUAUUGUUUUUUCUUCCAUAUGUGUUCAUGUAAUUUAUCCCUGUUUUCCUCACUCAUUUAUUUAUUUUCCCUCCAUCUGUCUUCAUCGCUUCAUACUUCUCUUCCUCAGUUCUCAGCUCUCCAACUUUUAUUGAAAUCUCACCUUCUUUCUUUGUUCCUUUCUUCCGUCCUCCCGUCCUGUCAUCCUUCUUUUCAUUCUUUCUUUCUUUCUUUCUUUCUUUCUAUCUAUCUUUUUCCUUCCUCCCUUCGUUUCUUUUCUUCUUCCCUCCAAUCUCUUUCAUUCCCUUUUUCUUUCUUUCUUUCUUUCUUUCUUUCUUUCUUUCUUUCUUUCUAUCUUUUUACUUUUUUCUUUCUUUUUACUUUUUUCUUUCUUUCCUUCUUUUUUAACUUUUUUCUUUUUACUUUUUCUUUCUUUCUUUCUUUCUUUCAUUCAUUUUACAUUCUCUUUGUUUCUCUUUUUUCUUAUUUCUUUAUUUUUUGACUUUCUUUCUCUCUCUCUGUCUCUUUUUCUUUCUUUUUCUUUCUUCCUCCUUCUUAUCAUCCUUUCUCCCUGUGAUGUUUUUCCUUCCUCUCCUCUGUUGUUUAUUUCUCCCCCUCUUUUACAAACCUCAUCUCUUUAUUUCUCCUCUUCUUUCUGACAUUUUUUACACCACCUCUUUUCUUUUUUUCUUCAUCUUUGUUCUUUUACAUCCUUUCCUUCUUUUUGUCUCUCAAUAUCUAAACUUAAACUUGUUAUUACACAUCCUAAGUGUUCAGAAACUUUUAAAAGUUCAUUUAAGUUCAUUUUAAAUUUCAUGAACUUGACCUUUAAAUCUGAUGGAGAAUUUUCAGUGAUAAAAACAAAAACGUAAAACCCACACUCUCUCUUUCUGUGUGUGUGCGUGUGUGUGUGUGUGUUAUCUCUCCAGCUGUUUCAGUCAAACAGAAGAUAACAGUAUAACGUCAUCCCCUCUUCUUCCGCCUCUCCCCCUCCUCUUAUCCCCUCCAUCACUCUCAUUCAUAAUUUAUCCGGAGGCUGAGUUUUUGCCGACACACUCCGGCGUGGCGGUGAAAACACUCUCUCCAGUUUCACUCGGGCUGCGUGCUGCGUGGCCACUUCCUCCUGCAACAGGAAGCAGGUGUCGAUAAGUACAGGAAGUGAAAACUGGCACCGGCCUCAGGUGAGUCUGUCCUCUUAGGUGUUAGAUAUCCCUUACCACACACACACACACACACACACACACACACACACACACACAUACACACACACACACUGCUCAGCGUUAAAAGCACACACAUCUGAACGGUCUGCUUUUUAUUCUUCUCGUAUAUUUUUGUUUUUUCUCCGGAAACUUAAAUUUUUUAAACUUUGUUCUGAUUUUUUCUUAUUUUUUUUCAUUGAUUUAUUGUCGAAAAAAAUAGUAAAGCUGUUAAAAAUAUGUAAGCACUUUGUUAAAAUAAAAUCUACCGUUAAAAUAAAAUAUAAAAUAAUAAUUGUUUUGGACCUUUAAUGAAAAAAAACAAGUUUAAAAAAAAAGAGACAAAGUUUGUUUUAUAUUUGAUGCUUUCUCAUCUUUUCUUUGCUUGUUUUUACAUUUUUCAUUCCCAUCUUUUACAUUAAUAUCAUUCCUGCUUAAUUUGCCAUCAUAUUUCUAUUAUUUUCAUAUUAAUUUUCAUGAUUUCUUCAUAAAAUUUGUAAAAAUAUAGAAAGAAAAUCCUCAAACUUGACGAAAAGUAACUUCUGAACCUGACAUAAAGCUGUUAUUCGUCCACAGAAACACCUGACGGGCGGCAGCAGACAGGUGAGCGCGUCCUCUUCAGUGUUGAAUAUCACUUACCUGUGAGCUUGACUCCGGCUGCAGUUUACAAAUCAAUCACAGGUGGAAGAAGUCUCCGUUAACCCUCAGGUGUCACACAGGGGACAAAAUAGAAAGGUGAGGGACAGAAAAGCAGCUGAGCACGAUCAUUAUUCAGUUGUUUCUCUACACUUGAGUUUGCAUGAAAAAUAUGCAUCAAGACUUUUUGCUUGAUGUCACUUUUCACCUCAAAAUCACAACAUUUUAAAAAACACUUCUUUUUUGGGCAUUUUAAGGCAGCCCCUUUUUGCUUUUUUGACAUAUUUAGGAGUCCAAAUGACCUUUUGAACCAAAUACUGUGGAACUGCUGCAUUCAAUGGAGGUCAAUAAACAGGUUAAACCAUCUGACAGGUUCAAACAGGUUAAACGGGUUCAUAUUAUUACUCAGAGGAUCCUGUCUGAGAUUGUGCUGAAUGUUUUAGAGCAUGAUCGCUUUGAUUCCACCAGACUUCACAAACAAAAACAAGUCAUUUUAACUCUACUGCCACCAAACUCUGUUAGUUUGUGAUUUUUGUGUCUUUAUUGGCAGGUUUGAAAUUCAGGAUUCGUCAUAAAACUGCAACAAAACCUUUAAAUUAAGGGAAGUCUCAUGUUAAACUGGUGUUGUUCAAGGUGAAAUGACAACAAAGUUCAUGCAGACGAGGUAGAGAGAGAUGCAAACUAACCCACACACCUGUUUGUCCCUGUUUCUGAUAAAUAACUGCCAUGAAUGAAGGUUUUAUUUUCAUCUUUCUUAAAUGCUUUUAGCCUCAUUUUACGAUCGUAGUCUCUCUGCAAAAGCUUGAGUACAAACCUGUUAUAGACACAAUUCAGGCGAGUGUUUUUGGCUAAAUCUAUCGACUCUUGUGCAUGUCAGAGAGACUUGAACCUGCAGCAGUCAGAGCAGGAUGAUUUCCCCUCCCUGUUAUUUCUCCACACUGACAGGAUAAAUGUGUGUGUGUGUGUGUGUGUGUGUGUGUGUGUGUGUGUGUGUGUGUCACGUCUGAAUCAGACAGGAUGGAUUUCUGUAUUCUGUGAUAUUCCUGCGUGGCUGCAGCUCCUCCUGAGGGAGCGUUAGUGUGAAAACAGGGCCGGAUCCCUGAGAGGGCUGUUAGCGAGCGGUUUCAAUUAAAGACGGGAGUGAGCUGCUGCAGAGACACAGAGCAGGGAGAGAGGUGAAUACAAGCUUUUCUUCUUAUUAUUAAUAAGAAAAGCCAGGAGUUCAUGUGGCUAUACGUGCAAAGAAGGAGUCAAUCAAUCAGACUAAAGAAGAAAUGUUUGUGUUUUAUUCUCGUUUAAUGGAUUUAAUUUAUAUAAAUGCUUCUUUAAUUCCAGUAUAAAUUGUAAAAUUCAUAAUUCAAAAUUAAAAUGCAUUGUGGGUUUUACCUCCUUAACAUUUCAGUUCCUUUGUCAUGUGGUGUCAGUAUAUUGUAAUCCCUGUUGUCAGACUGCGGUUUGGGAUCAUAUGAAGGUCUUCUCUGGAAAAGUCAUAGUCAGGAUUUCAGCAGAUGUUGCUCCUAAACCUGGAGAUCUUGUUCACAUUUGUUAUGUUCAGGAAAGUUUGUACAGAUGCAGUGAUGAACUGUGUUCACAUGACAGUAGAUUUUGAGUCAGUGCGGUGAUUCUCACUACAGAGUCUUGUCUGUUUUUAAUGUGGGGCUGAAGAUCAGGACCAUACAGUCUUGGUUUUGGUCCUCAUCCUUUAACUUUUCUGGUGUUUUGUUGUCCUUUUCUUGACUUUUUGACACAAAUUCUGGCAUCAAAUGUAAAGAAGAGUUUUGAUUUUUUCAAUAAACUGGUAUUAUUUGUUUCAGUGUUGGUUAAAUGUUUACUGUUGUCAAUUAAAUGUAGGGUUUGAAUGAUUUUCAAACAAUUAUAAUCUGCUUUUAUGAGCAUUUUACACAGUGUACCAACUCUCAUGGGGCGCUCACACCAAGCUCAAGUAAAAUCAUCUACUCGCCUAAUUUGUGCGAAUCUAGAUGCGUGAAUGAAUAGUAUUUACUCGCUCAAUUCGCGUGUCAACGGUAGAUUCAACGGUAAUCCCUGCCAAUUCAACCGGCAGGAUCAAGUGAUAGACAAAAGUUUUUUACAAUUUACCAGGUAAUCCGACCUCCUCACUCACUUACCUCCAGACGAGCUCCUUAAAAGAAAAGCUACCAUAUAAUUCAGGGCACCCACACACCGACACGAUCAGUUUGUCCCCCAUUUUAGACGCCAGUGAACAACCGUUCGUUUACAUACAUCAGCCGUCAACCUUCGUGCUGAUUGGUUAUCGCAACGUGAUUAUCCGCUCAAGUUGAGACACGUUCAGAGUAGUACGAGCGUCUAAUCGCAUCUUCGCAUUGACUUAACAUGUAAUUCAUUCGCGCAAAUGAUUUUACUCACGCUUGGUGUGUGGAGACAGUUAGAGAAUUAAGGUAGUAGUAAGUCACUUUAAUUUCAUAUUCAUAGUUAGAGUGUCGAGCUUUAGGGAUUUCUCCAUUUACAUACAAACCUUUACCUGUAAAUAUGGUCAUUCAGGUGCCGCUGGGACUUUUCUUUGUCGAAGGUGGUCUCCAUCACAAAAAUGUUAAAAUUCUGCAUGUGGACAGUUUAAUUAGCAGUCAUUGGGGUAUAUUUGAAUCAAGUUAUAGGUUGAAGAUGUGGCCUGUAAUAAAGCAAAGGUCAGAGACUCUCUCCCCUCUGGGAACCAUCGAUACUGUUAAGAGAGUUUGGUGAAAAUCUGGCAGGAAGUUGUUGAGAUAUGAUGCUGUAAAUUCGAAGUAUCGCCAUGAUUAUUCAGACAGCAGAGACACUCAGUGACUGAACAGCAACCCCAGUAUGGAGGAAAGAGUUUACAGCUUCCUCUGACGGAGGCCGGGGGUCUUAAAAGUAAAGUGAAAUAAGUCUUUAGACCUGACAUGACCUGCUCUCUGCUUCCCAAGCAUGCAACACCUCUCUCUCUCUAUCCUCUCUCUCUCUCUCUCUCUCUCUCCCUCUCUCUCUCUCUCUCUCCCUCUCUCUCUCGUUUUCUCUCUGGUCGUGGCAGCAUUCCCAGGAGACAGUUUUCCGUACGGUUUUCCGUGAGCAGGAUGAGAUGAACUCCACAUCUCUCACCCGUAAAGAGACGGGGCGAAAAGCAGCUGCCUCAGCACCUGCCGGCCCCCAGUGAAAAUCAAAAUAUCAAUAAGCUCUUAUAGCAUUAAGGAAAAUGCCUAAAUCUGACACUUUCUCUCCCUCCUCUCUCCCUUUGCCAAUAUCACUCAACCACUUACACUUGGCAUGGGCCCACUGGAGAGUUUUACAUGUACAUUAAGAGAGGCUUUCUGCCUCUAUUUGUCCUCCUCCGCCUCCGUCUCCUCUCCACUAUAUCUAUUAAAGUAAAUAUACUCCGGCUGGGCGGUGACACAUAGUCCAUCCUCAUUCAUUUUUGAGCAGGUGAUUGACAGGACUUGAGUUAUCGCUGCAGUUAAAGAAGAAGACCGCAGAAUCGGAUCCCCGUGCCAGUCUCAUAAUAAUGUUAACGUUUUAUUACGGGAGGGGAAACAACACGACUGGUUGCUCCGUUAGAAUAAGGUGGAGAUCGGUCAUAAUCUGUAAGUGUAAAAGCUCCGACCCUCCUCGGGGAAAAAAGUGCCUCACCAAGGGAAAAAGGAUGAAGAUAUGAUCCGCAUAAAAGGUCUGGAAAAGUGGGCCGAAUAAGCAAAAAGAGAUAUGAGAGAGGAGCGAGAGGAGUUUAAGUAGGGAGUAAGGUGUUGGAGGGAAGGAUGGCCUAGGGCAGGAAGUGGAUAAAGAGAGGAAGAAGAGAGGGAUGCAGGGCAGAGAGAGAGAGAGAGAGAGGUGGUAAAGCUGAAUGAUUGCUCUGUGAGAAUUAUUAUUGAUGAUUCAGGCGGUGUGAAUUAUUAAUGGGGAACGAAAAGCAUCUUUGAACGUGUCUCUGACAUUCAAUACUGACAGAGAUCAAUGAGCUGGCGUGGACGUGGAGAGGAGGGAUGGAGGGAGGACGGCAGAGGAGGAGGAGGAGGAGGAGAGGAAAAAUGAAAAGGAGAGGAGAGGAGGAGAGGAGAGGAGGAGAGGUGUGUUUGGACAAGUGGAGUCCUUCAGAUGAGGAGGGGGGCUUGUCAGAAAGACUUAGAGAGGAGGACGGCUGA